Phaedon cochleariae (mustard beetle) is the source of this 980-nucleotide messenger RNA. NCBI's taxonomy places the organism in Eukaryota, Metazoa, Arthropoda, Insecta, Coleoptera, Chrysomelidae. The record is from the annotation of a GenBank genome assembly.
AUGCGUAACUGUUUGUAUGGAGUUUAUUUGGUAUUUUUGAGUCUCGGAAUAGAAACAGCAGAAGUCUAUAAGAACCUGACGAACAAAUGCGAUAUACCUCCUUCAGCGCCAAAAAAAAUCGAGGAAGUGAUAAACAGGUGCCAGGAUGAAAUUAAGUUAGCAAUAUUAUCAGAGGCGUUAGAAUCAUUGAAUAUCAAUGAGCACACCCAUAGCCGUGCCAAAAGGGCAGCUUUCUCAGACGAUGAAAGAAAAAUUGCAGGGUGCCUUCUACAAUGCGUCUACAGAAAAAUGAAUGCGGUGAAUGAGAAAGGAUUUCCCACUGCAGAUGGCCUUGUAUCUCUUUACACAGAUGGGAUCUCUCAAAAAGAUUAUGUUUUGGCCACAGUCGAUGCUGUCAACUAUUGCCUCAACUUUGCUCAAAAGAAGUUCAGGGUCAGCCCUAACUCAAUAGAGGUACAAGGAAUGACUUGCGAUAUUGCCUACGAUGUUUUCGACUGUGUUUCUGAUGAAAUUGCUAACUACUGUGGUCAAACCCCAUAGGAGGAGGUGUAGAAAGAUUCUAGAUGUAUUUCUGAACUAGUCCUUAUUACCAUACAAGGUGUUUCAUUAAUAUUACACGAAACUUCAAGGUCAAAUUCUCAGGGUCGAAAUAAGAUGAGAAGUUUAUACAUAUUGUCCCAGAACAACGUACCAUAAAUUCUACAGGGUGAACUAGAAACCAAAAUAGGCCAGAUUGAAAUCAACUUACCUCUAUACGAAAAUACACGGUAGAGCAGCGACAAGGCGUUAAAGAAAAAUUUUAUUUUUAGAUUUCCUUGAAUAUUUUAAGAUCCACGGAGGGUACUGCUAUGAAAUCCAUAAGGCAUUUCACCACCGUGAAUGUAUAUCGAUUUGAUCAAUAUGCCGGGAAAUAAGUAAUUCGCAUUCUGUUUGAUGAAAAUGCAUGUAACUUUUUUGGUGUACGCCACUGAUCACACUUU